AUGGCUCCUAAAAAAGGCAAAGAUCCUACUGCAGAUGAAAAUUAUUGGAGAACAUCCAUAGAAGAUGCUGUUCUUGAUGAAGAAAAUUGGAAAGUGAAAGUCAUAAUUAUUGAGGCAGCUGGUAGCGACCAAGACCGUAUUUAUAUAAAUAAAUUUGAAACUGUUGCAGCUGAAGAAAAACGAUUUGUUAUAAAAAAUAUAUGUAAAACAGAAACUACUUUUAUGAUUAAUCAGUUAGGCGGCGAGAAAAAAGUAAAAGAUGAUAAUCUUCGUGUGUUCGAAGAAGGCCAAGUUUACUUAAAAGACAAAAAAGAUAUACCUCCAGAUGUACUGGCACUAAUUAUUAAACAUUUGAUUCUGAAAAUGAAAGAAGAAUACCUUUUUAUUAAAAGGCAAAGACUAGAAGUUAGAGAAGGAAUGAGACAAGAGUCAGCUACCAUGAUAGACAGAACAGAAGUAAGAGGUACUGUAAGUGUAAAACCACCGGAACCUGUUGAACCACCUUCACCUCCCAAAGGCAAAGGUAAGAAAGCUGAACAGGAUACAAUUCCACAAACUCCUGAACCAUCUGAUGGCAAGAAAUACAAUACUUCAUUGAGGGUUAGAGGUGAAGAAUGGAGAGACAAAGUUUACGUUGAUGAUUUUCCAACAGACGGACCUAACCUCUACGUCGCUGUAACGGGCUUUAUAGAGCCAAAUUUGGUCGCUUGUCUUAUAAAAAUUGGUAUACCUUUGACAGCUGUUGUUCAAGUACGGAUAGAUUGUACAACAACGAAAAUCCCUUCUAGCUUAAUUAAAACCAGUAAAAGAGGUCAAAGUCAAAGUGAUAUUUUUGGUGAAAAAUCAAUGAAAUUUUGGGAAGAUUUACAAAAACUUCGUAUCCAAAGAGAGUCGGCAGAUUGUUUUAAAGACACAGCUUUCAUUGUAUUCUCACCUCCAUAUUGGGAUAACGAGAGCCUUUCGGGAAAUUCAGAUAAAAUAUAUGAUGAAUUAUGUUUUUUAAUGUACGAUAUUCAAGAUCUGAGUAGACAACAUUCUCAUUACUUAGAUAACAUGGAUAUAAUGCAUAUUCCACCACAUAAAAAUGAUGAAAAAACUAUCAGUUACUAUAUUCAAGAUAUCGAAGAUUUACCUUUAGAAUGCGUUACUAUUUAUUCUCUUUUGAAUAGUAUUCUUUUAACCGUAGUAAAAGGACAAAGUCUAGAGGAAAACAGUAGUACAACAUCAUUAUUUACCGGUUUAGUGUUAAACAAGAGUGUUGAGGAAGAAACAAAAUUAUUGAGAGCAGAGAAACACAUAAAAAAUGUGUUCACAACUUUGUGCAAAACGGAUGCACAUAAAAAAUCAUAUCGCAUUACGUAUGGAGAAGAGUACGAAUUACAUAAAGACCCAAUAGUUAUCAAUUACGGUGACAUUGUCAAAUAUUCGACUUUUCAUUUAGGAAACAUUAAUUUAGAUAAUAUAGUGUGGUCAACGUUAUUAGGCAUGCCACUUAAUCUUUUGUGGAAAAAUUAUAAUCAAGCUCAAGGAGAACUUGAAGCUAAAAUAAAUUUUCAUGUCAAUGUACUUUUAUCGUGUUUUGAUAGAGAAGAUGUUGAAACAGCAGAAUUGAAUAGACUAAUACACAUACUGGCAUGUCGCAAGCUAUAUAAUAAUAGAAGCUCAUUGAAAAGUAAGCAUUUGACGUCAUCUACCAUAUACGAUUUCAAAAAGAUAUAUUUAAAACGUAGCAUUUUAGCUGAGCCUUUACCUCAAUGCCCAUCUUUAUUGAAAAGUGGCAGUUCGCCAUCAUAUAUUUCUAUGGUAAAAAGUGAAAAUGUUUCCAAUGUUUCUUACGGAGAUGACCCGGAAACUUCUCGGAUUAAAUUUUUAUUUGAUUGUCCAGACUUAAGCGAGCUAGUAUCAGCAGCGGAAAUUGCUAGUGAACAGCCAAAUAAUCAUAUGAUCGAUGACUUUGAACAUUUCGAAGAUUUUACAGGUACAAGCGCUUUUCAAAUUCUUCUUGAAGCUUUUAAUAUGUUUAAUUGUUUAGAUUACAAAUAUUGUGAAGUGACUGAUAGCCUUGUAUUGAUGUUUUAUAACAGUCACGAUAAAGAUGGCAUAUCGAAACAAGAAUGGCGUUGUCACAUACCAACUCCAUUAAGCUUACAGGACUUUUUUGAUUUUGUUCUUGAAGAGCAUUAUGAUUGGAUACAAAAUGAAGAAAAAAUUUAUGAGGAAAACGUUAUAAUAAAAUCACAAUCCUCAUGUAAAGAAGGUCUCAAUCCAUUCGCUGAAAAUUCUUGUAUCGAAACCACAGACGUUGGUUUAGAUCUUUUAAUGGAGGGCUCUUUAAAAUAUCAAGAAAUAAUAAAAAUUGAAGAGGAAGAGAGCCCGGAAUCAACAGAGACUAAAGAUACACCCAAAAAAAACACAAUAUCUCCGACUUCCACUGAAACUGAUACAAAAAGUGGUAAAAAAGGAAAAUCGACUGGAUCUACUCCUAAAUACUUAAGGCAGUCGUUUAUGGCUCCUGGUACUGGUUCGGACGUUUCUGUACAAAUUCCUAGUAAGCCAUUCAUAGGCUAUGAUUUGGGUAAUAGGAGAGUAGAAGUAUUUGGAAAGAAUUCAAUGUUUUAUUCUAAAGAUGGCACACGAAUAAUAAGCAAGUAUACACUUACAAUUCCAACAAAUUUAGAGUAUAUUAUUUUAAACGUCAUACCGGGGAACAGUACUAAUGAAUUUUGGUUUCACAGGGCUUUGGGCAAUGAUGUGUCUGCUUAUGUAACAGAUAUGUGUGAAUCAUUUAGAAUUACCUCUAAAGAUAAUGUACUGAUAUAUGUAAAAAAACAAAAUUAUACAUUACCUAUUCCAGUCAUGACACUGUCUUAUAAUGAUCAACAAAAAUUGAAAGACAAUGUAAAUAAAGGAAUACCAUCCGAAAUAGGUGCCGAAAAUGUACAUUUAUUUGAAAAUCAUUAUUAUUAUUCACUUUUUAUUACUUGGCCUAACGGACUAAUUACUGAAUCUGUACAUUUAGAAAAUUCGUCUGAUAUAUCCCAUAUAAAACAAUAUUAUAUAAAGCCUCUUUUGCAUUUAGAUGAAGAAAUGCGUUUCGUCAGUUUACAAGGUGAAGUUAUAAUAUUCAGACCUUCAGGGAUUAUCGAAGUGCUACAGCCAGAUGGUUCAACUAUUAAAGUUACCAAAUAUGAGAAAAGUUUAGUUAAUACAGAACCACAACAAGAUAUACAUAGUGAGACAAGUUCAGAUAAAAGUAAAAAAGGAAAGGGCAAAGACAAAACUUCUGAAAAAAGUAAAGAUAAACCGAGUAAAACUUCUUCUAAGUCUUCAAAAAAUGCCGUCGGCGACGAUUCUUUCGAGAUCAAUCCAGAAUAUGAAUUGGUGAUUGAAGAAUUCGAAACAAUUGAAUCCAAUGGUCUUAGACAAAAAUGGAAAAAUGAAGUACCACAUCCUAUCGAAAAAUUGUUAGUUAGGACUGCAACAGAUUACAAUCUGCGAGAAGUUUUUUCAAGGCGCAUGGAUGGCACUAAUAUUUUGCUAAAUAAAGACGGAGUACACGUAGUUACGUUUCCUAAUAACACAAGAAUAAUAACGAGUUUCUAUAUUGAAGAUGAGCUCAUUUAUCCUGAAUGGACAGAUGAAGAAAAAGAUUUUUUUGAUAUAAUAGAUUCAGACAGAAUCGAAACGGAUACUUUUAAAUCAAAAGUUUCCUUUUCACAAAAAAGCUAUAUUGGAUCUAAUCAUCCUCAUAGUGCAAGUUUUGUAAGUUCUAAAGUAGAGGAAGAACAAAUCAUUGAAAAAGAGCGCUCAGACGGUUAUGUUUCCGUACAAAUAAUUUACACAAUAGAACACGCAAAUUUUUCUACGAUUAUUGUAAACAAAGCGAAUGGUAACAUCAGCGUAGAUUCUCCCAAUGGGACCAAGGUAGUAGUUGAUGUGAAUAACUAUUACAACAUAUUUCUUGACAAAUCAACCACUGCGAAAUUUGAUGGGCAAACUUUAAACAUAGAUUACGAGGCGUGUUCAGAGUGUCGUUCUGUUACGUCAUCAUCUGUUAAAGUAAGAACUGAUGAUAUGAGUAGCGUAACGAAAAUGCACCAAAAUUGGUUAAAAAUUAAAGAUUCGUUUGGAAAGAAGGUUGUAGUUAAUGAAGAAGGUCAAAUUUUUACCAUAGAUGAAGAAUAUUCAAGAGAAGCGUUCGUUUCUGAGGAUGGCGUUGAAAGCGAAGAUAAACGAGUCGAUCACAAAUCUGAAACGUCUAUAUUAUCACAUGAACAGUGUAGAGAGAUGUUCUUUGCUAAAACCAUUAGAUUUUUUGUGCUUCGACGGUAA
Messenger RNA from Diatraea saccharalis (sugarcane borer), 4332 nucleotides. The record is from the annotation of a GenBank genome assembly. Lineage: Eukaryota; Metazoa; Arthropoda; Insecta; Lepidoptera; Crambidae.